UCACACAGAGUGUCGUUUAAAAGAUUCACGGCGCCUUUCCCCCUUCCGCCUCCGCCCGUUUCGCGGCGUCGCGCUCGAGCCGCUUCGACAUGUACGACUGGCGCCCCCGCUCCCGGCACUUGUCGCACUUCGACGGCUGCUUCGCGUAUUUCGUGGCGCACUUCAGAAGUUUUUCGCGAAAGAAGUGCGCGUGGAGAAACUUCUUGCAGCCCUUGCACCACUUGAAGUGCUGCUGCGUCUUGACGUGGAACCAGAUGCCCGUGUCGCAGCGCUUGCACACAUCCUUAUUUUGGAGGGGUAUCGAGCAGGCCGCGUCCGUUCCUGAAGCUAGUCGGCCGCACAUGACGCACCGUCGGGCGUGGGCCUUGCCGCGCGUGCGCGGGAAGUUGAUGAGGUCCUCGUACAGCAGAGGGUGGGCCGGUGCGUCCAGAUCCAGAGGCUUCGGGACGCCGUCCACAACCUUGGAUCGACCCGCGUCCACGGCCGGUUCGGGAGGCGUGACACAAGAAGCGCUCCGCGGCCUCUUCGCCGAGCUUCUAGAUGAGGAUUGGACCGGCUCGCCGCGCAUGUCGAAGCUCCGCGCUCGGGGUUUCCGGCCGCCGAAGGUCGAACCAGCUUGCGGUGCUGAUAAAGAUAGCAGCGAGAGCCCGUCGAUCGACGGAGACAGUCGCCCGGGCGGCGACACUAUCGAGACGCCCUCGACCGACUCCAUCGACGCGAGCUCGCCCGCGGAGUCGUCGCUCGACGCGUCGCGCGUCACGACGCGCCGUUGUCGGGAGGACUCAGGCGCCUCGGCUUCAUCCACCGCGCUGAGCGCCCUGAGGCGGCCGGCCGCGCUCGCACUCGCCGCGGCGUCGCCCGUCGGCGCCGGCGCCUGCUCGGCGACGGCGGCGAGGAGCACGUCCAUUGCAACACGCGGCGCAGUGGUGUUGUGGAUGCCCCCGGCGGCAGCUACUGGCUACCAAAUCCAAGCGAUGCCAGCAACACAGCGGUGCUGCAAGGAUUCCAGUCGCUCAGCGGUGCGUAUCGCUCUAAGUUAUUGCACUGCGUUCAGCCUAUGGCCCGUUUCUGCAACCGCGCGCACCAAUCGAGCUAAUUGGGCUCGCGUACCCACCGUUUUGCCCCAAAAACAGCGGCUGUACGCAUCUCUGGCGAUGUUUAGCUCGGGGUUCGACCUCGCAGCUGUCCGGACGCGUAAUAGCUCCAGAUGCAAAUCUCAGAAUAGGAGGAAUACC
Messenger RNA from Pelagomonas calceolata, 1235 nucleotides. The record is from the annotation of a GenBank genome assembly. NCBI's taxonomy places the organism in Eukaryota, Pelagophyceae, Pelagomonadales, Pelagomonadaceae.